ACCUCUGCCAUCUCUUCCAUCUUUACCUUAGAAUUGUCCGUUGCCACACUUUCAAACGAAUCAUUCGCUCCUUGACUGGUGUCUUCUCGGCAGGAAUGGGAUUUUGUCGCAGGUGUGGAGAUAUUGUCGUUGGUUCGCGCUGCAAAUGUGGUGGCACUGCCGUCGCGCCUGUCAUACAAUGGUCAUCUUCGAAGGGAAAGACUAUUGACAAGUGGUCUCGAAUCUACGUUUCACGGGAAAAGUCACCCGCGCGACCUCCGAUACAGUUAAGCUCCACAUCCUCAACAACCGUAGAACUUCCCGACGACGAGCCAAAGCCCCCUCUAUCGAAUAGAGGCACAGGUUCCUACCACACCGUCACAACGGGGUCUUCCUCUGGAAUGCCGACCGCAGCCCAGCCUUCAUUCUCUUCCGUAGACCCGCAUUCUACAUGUGUUGUUAGCGUCCCCAACGAACCUGAACUGCUGAAAGCAUAUGGAUCGGUCCUUCAACCAAAGGAGACCCUUGCCACCUUUUCUUGCGCGAUAUGGUCGAAAGGCGAUUGCAUAGCUUGUGGUCGACCAGUUCUGAUUCUCAGGGGCGAAGGUGGAUUCGUGGAAGCGAACAACAACGUUUGGCACAAGCGUUGCUUCCGUUGCAAAGGUUGCCAGAAGGAUAUUGGAGAUACCCCCGUGGUAGAUUUGCUGGGUCAACCCACCUGCGCUGACUGUUUUGGUAGCCAUCUUCGAAGAAACAGUACCCCUAGAAAGUCUAUCGAAUCCCCCAGCUUUGAAAGAGGUCAGAGGAAGCCGCCUUCCACUUCUCAGGUAGGCAUGACAAGUUGCCAGGGCAGUCCUAACGUGGACAUAUUGGAGCUGAGGUCGGGUAUCGCGAAGCGCAGAGAGGACAGCCCCGCUUUGGAAGAACUCACCCAAAAGCUAAACGCUGUACUCAAUCGAACAAGAGAGGAUUCCCCUACACCGGCUACCUCUCGGUCGCAUAAAUCACCACCCAGUAGCCAUGAUAAUAGCCCUCUCGUGCCGCGCUUACAGGAAAGGCACAGAUUCAACUCGCCUUCCUACCUAUCUUUCCGGGAGGGUGACGAUUCAGCGGUUAACGUCGAACGACUUGGUUCUACUCCGACUCGGCCAGUGCGUCAGCGGUUUGGGACUCCUGACGGGAAGGAUAGCCCUUCGUCGGGAAGACCCUCACUUGAUGCUGUAGAAGAAAUGAAAAGGCGCUUUAUGAACCAAGCCGACUCUGUCUCCUCAACCGACAAUUCCUCCCACUCUCCGAUGUCGACCCGUGCCAAUUUGACGCCGUCAAGGAUUCCUAGGAUGACAUCCUCGGCAGGUGAUUCGCAUGCACUCCGCCAUGUUGCCAGUACUUCAAGCUUGCGAUCCGCAAGGAUAUCAUGGACACCCUCCACCCCCGAUUUAGUGCCCGAUAUUUCUGACACAAUGACGCAGUCAUCGGCACCCUCGUCACCUCCGGCAUUUUGUCCCAGAGUUCGUUCCAACGACAACUGUGGAGUUGAAAGCAAGGAAAUUACGACUAUCACACACGUGCUGCAGGAUCGCCCAAAUUUGGUUGGGACAGCGACGCCGACACAGAAGGAUUCACCGAGAAGGCUUUCAAUCCCUGCAGCCACCCUUUCUCCUGGGUCACUGUGUGCGAAAUGCGGUGGUUCCUUGUUCGCAAGUGGGGGGACUGGUCGUUUCGUCACGGUACCGGAACUCAAUGCCAACGGACCUGCGAAGACGUAUCAUACGGAAUGUUUUCGAUGUGUGAUAUGCGAUGGUCCUUUCAAGGAGUUGCCUAAUGGCAAGGCAGUGUUUGUACGUAAUGAGGGAGGGAGCUGUCAUCUGGAGUGUGCUCCACCUGAGCAAGUGCAAUCAAAUUCUACCAUUCUCUCGAGUCCUAUUAAGUCCGUUUUCACGGACUCACCAGUUAGAGCAUCGUCACCGUCGGCGCCUGCUACAAAUACCGCUUUGACAUCUACAGGAGCCACUCUCUACAGCAAAUCUCAAACACAGGAGAGAAGCUCUCCAACUGUGCAUAGUAGCCCUUCCAUUUCAUCGCGCUAUGAGCGAACCCUAUCGUCAACCCCGACGGCCCCAGCUCAAGCUGCGCGAUUCGGCAGUUCAACCACCUGUCCCAGUUGUCUCAAGGCGGUAUCUCUCAUGGAGUUUGGGGUUGUUCCCGGGCCUCAAGGGACCAGAUGGCAUGCCUCCUGCCUGGUGUGUGGGGGUAAAAAGACGAACAAAAUUCGAAGGGAUAAGUCGCAGCCUGGGUGUGGAAAGAGACUUGACUCCGCUGCGAAACGGGACGCAGACGGGGGUGUUUGGUGCAGGGAAUGUCUUCUUCUGCUUCCUACGCGGAUGAGAAAUCCUACUGAAGAGAAACCUCUGGUCAUGUCAUUUACUGGCCGAAGCACAAGUAGCGGCCCUUUCUCCAAGAGUGUCACUCCUCAGUUCACAGGGUCGACGACGAUUGCUCGACAAUUCACUGGGAUGCGGAGUGCAGAUGCAGCGAUGAUGAGACAAUUAACUGGAGGGGGACUCAGCCCGACCAGACAACUUGCAGGAAGCCCAACAAAGCAACUUGGACUCUCAACUCCACGUCCACGACCAAAAAGUGUAAUAGGUAUCAGAAGUGGGAAGAGUGUGGAUGAGGGCAGGGGAAUGUUCCUAGUGAGACAAAUGACUGGUGGAGGUUCCGUUAGAGUGUAAGAGGCGUAUCAUAGCGUCGUUCAUACUGGCACAUUGACGAAUGUUUUCUUGGAAUCAACUUGGAACCUGUUCAUGAG
This is a messenger RNA of Pisolithus orientalis, 2788 nucleotides long. RefSeq lists its product as uncharacterized. The transcript has 5 exons. NCBI's taxonomy places the organism in Eukaryota, Fungi, Basidiomycota, Agaricomycetes, Boletales, Pisolithaceae. The record is from RefSeq and is a predicted model, not a curated record. The coding region runs from base 96 to 2711 and encodes 871 amino acids. Gene Ontology annotation, cellular component: cytoplasm. Gene Ontology annotation, biological process: actin cytoskeleton organization.